UGCAGGUCUCUCUGCUAUCAAAAAGAGUUCUGGAAUUAUAUGUUGGAUGUGUAUGAAAUUUUUUCUUGAUGACAUUGCUGCUGAAGAGCAUGCUAGAAAUUUAUUUCAUUAUCAACAUUAUUGUAUUGCACUGCAAGAG
This is a messenger RNA of Gryllus bimaculatus (two-spotted cricket), 139 nucleotides long. Lineage: Eukaryota; Metazoa; Arthropoda; Insecta; Orthoptera; Gryllidae. The record is from the annotation of a GenBank genome assembly.